CAGCUGCUGUGUUCUUGCCCCCUUCAUCUUCUUCUUCUUCUCUCUCACCAUCUCUGGUCCUUUAUUUAUUUUGGCUUCUUUUGAUUUUUGUUUUCUGGUGUUAGUUGGUUGGUUGGUUGGUUAAGCUUUUGAUGCAGCAAUUCCUAUUUAGCUUAGCUUUGGCGUGCUCUGUUAAAAAGAAGCAAAAAAGAGGAACGUCCAGAGAGAUAGCUAUAUCGUAUUAUGUGUUUAUAUAUGAGAGGGGAAAUAGCCAGAUAGAGACAAACGCAACGGAGCGAGAGAUGAGAGAGAAAAGUGGAGGGUUUAAGCAAGAGAAUUUUUCUCUUUUUCUCUUCUUUUCUCGCGUUGAAUGAUUGGUUUUUCGAGUUCAAAAACUCAAGUGAAAGAGGGACGGUUUUGGAGAUUUCCGAAUUCUGAUUACUUUGCGGAGGAAAAGAAGAAGACAGAGUUUGGUUUUAUUGAAGGAGAGAGGAGGAAGACUUUUCUGACCUCUUACUGCUUUGGCUAUCGAAUGGAAAUGUUCAACAAAGAACGAAUUAUUGUCAAACAGGUGAAGCUUCCUUCAACCUUGUUCUCAUAGAGGAACGAUUAUUUUCUUCUCGUUCUGGUCAAGCACGAAACCAAAACUCCGUUAAUUUCUUACCAGAAAUUUAAAUGGAUGGGCGUUAAUGUCAAGGCGAUUAUUCUUUUUGUAAACCGGAAGUACGACAGUCAAUAAGGCAAAAAUCCAGGUUCUCAUAAAUCAUCAAGGUUUUGCUACAUAGAAGAUUAUCAGUUACGCGUUCUUUAAAUAUGCAAGCAAUUGAAGACAAGAGGAUGGAUUCUUGUAAUGAGCCAAACAUAAAGCAUUUUAUCAAGCAAAGUGAUACAGGCACGGAGUUAUCCUCCACGGGAAUGCAGGAACCGAGCAUCGAUACCGAUAAGCUCAGUUACGAGAUCUUCUCCAUCCUCGAGAGCAAGUUCCUCUUCGGCUAUGACGACCAGAAGCUAUGGAUUCCCAAACAAAUCGAUCCGAAACCCGAACCUACUGCGGCCAUGGCCCAACCAGUGCCAGCACACCAGUCAUCCGACGGCGUUGUUUCGGCGUCCAUCAAGAACCAGAGGGGCAAAAUCUGUAUACUCAGUAUUGAUGGUGGGGGCAUGAGGGGGAUUGUCUCGGGCAAGGCCUUGGCUUACUUGGAGCACGCGCUCAAGUCCAAGUCAGGUAAUCCGGACGCUAGGAUCGCCGAUUAUUUCGACGUUGCAGCCGGAGCAGGAAUUGGUGGGAUAUUCACGGCGAUGCUGUUUGGGACGAAGGACGGCAGCCGUCCGAUUUUCAACGCGGAUGACACGUGGCGGUUCCUCGCUGAACAGGGGAAACGCUUUUACCGGGCCGGACCAGGAUCCAGCGGGGGCGGAUUACUGAAGCGGGUGCUGAAGAAUGGUUCCGGAAGCGGGUCGGGUACUGCACGGCUGGAGAAGGCCAUGAGGGAAGCAUUCACGGAGAAAGACGGGCGGAGCCUGACGUUGAAGGACACGUUGAAGCCGGUGCUCAUCCCGUGCUACGACCUGUCCAGUACGGCGCCGUUUUUGUUCUCCAGAGCCGACGCCUUAGAGACGGACAGCUACGACUUCCGUCUCUGGGAGGUCUGCCGGGGGACAUCGGCCGAACCGGGUCUACUCGACCCUGUUCAGAUGCGGUCCGUCGACGGGCAAACAAGGUGCUUGGCGGUGGACGGCGGCUUAGCCAUGAGCAAUCCAACGGCCGCAGCCAUUACCCACGUACUGCACAACAAGCAGGAGUUCCCUUUCGUACGAGGUGUGGAGGAUUUGCUGGUGCUGUCACUAGGGACAGGUCAGCUCCUUGAAGUUAGCUACGAGUACGAGCAAGUCAAGAACUGGCGAGCCAAGGACUGGGCUCGACCCAUGGCUCGAAUCUCCGGAGACGGCUCGGCCGACUCCGUGGACCAAGCCGUAGCCAUGGCAUUUGGUCAAUGGAGGAGCAGUAACUACGUCCGUAUUCAGGCAAAUGGGUCCACCUUAGGCCCCUGCAGACCAAAUGUUGAUUCUGAUUCUAGUCCCAGCAAUGUGAAAAUGCUUAUUGGAACCGCAGAGGAAAUGUUGAAGCAGAAGAAUGUUGAAUCAGUUUUAUUUGGGGGUAAAAGAAUUGGAGAGCAGAGCAACUUCGAGAAACUCGACUGGUUUGCAGGAGAACUUGUGCUUGAGCAUCAGAGGAGGAGCUGCAGAAUAGCUCCCACUGUUGCAUUCAAGCAAGCUGUUCCCAAAACCACCUAAAGAAUUCUCAAUAAGAUUAGUACCAGAUUCAAGAAAAAAAUUUAUAAGGGUAUUUUGGUAAUUUAACAGGGGAACCAAAUCAUUCUGAAUGCCUUUUUCCGUGGUCCGGAGAAGAGUUUUUUUCUCUUGUGAUCUUAUAAUGCUUUGACUGUUAGGCAAAGCUAAAUAAAUACUUGUAACUGUUUCUUUCCUUCAGUUAAACCAUGGAGCUCCUUUUGGCUUUUGACACUAUGAGCACAAAAACCUUGUAUAGUACACGUGGAGUAUUUGGGUGAGGGACAUUAAUGUAAUUUUGAUUUUUUUUUUUUUAAAUUUCAAAAUUUUCUCUAAAAUGUCUUAUUUUGAGUCCUCAAAUGCACUAUCCAUCAUGAUCUAGGCAGGUUUUUCUCAUUAUUUCUCUUUUCUCUUUCAAUAUUUAUUUCCUCCCAUCAAUUCUUUUUAGUACCAACAGGCAACCCUCAUAAUCUUGCCACCUUGCAAUAAACAAUUUAAUGUAAAAAAGAAAAAAUCCUUUUUUUUAUUAGGUUAAAUUAGGUCAUCUAACUUUUUAAAGAAUCAAAUUCCUCAUGUAUUCUUUUUCUAUUACACAACUUGAUAUUAUAUUUUUCAUCUGUUCUUGUAUAUAUAUCCUUACAACCUCUGCCGACUUUGUAAAUACCUUGUUAUCUUGUUGAAUGUUCAACCAAUCUUCUCCUUGUGAGCAUAACUUUUUUUUAAAAAAAAUAUGUAUGUGGCACUAGUUAUAUGUAGAUAAUAAAAAUAUGAGCAAUUAUGAUGCCUCGAACCCAUGACCAUACAUCGCGGUAAUUUCCUUGACAUUCCAUGGUAAUUUAGGGUGAUAACUCCCUUAGUAUUCGUUGUAAUAAAACUACAAUAUAGUACUAGUAAGUUACUAUAAAAUAUUAGGUUACCAUGGAAGCAUGAUGUCUAGAGGCUCUAUAGAAUUUUUUUAUUAACAACCGAGCUGGUAGUACUCUUCUCAACUAAUUUUAUCAGAAAGGAUGGAGCUUAAACUACCUUAAAAAUAUGAAGGAAAAAAAAAAAAAACAAAGGAAGGAAUCAAUCACAUCUUGUUCAAAUUUAUUCAUAAAGAAGAGAAAGUGGAAACAUAAGGCUCAAAUUUUGAAAAGGUUUUACACAAUUGUUCCUCAUUCUUUCUUUGAGUUUUGCGCUUGGUCCUUUCCAUUGCACUCUCCAAUGCAGGCCACACACAAGAACACAUCAUAUUAUAUCUAUAUGUGAUUUCAUGCAAUUCACAUGAACUUUAUCCUAUAUGUUUUCAUAUGUUUU
Carica papaya (papaya) is the source of this 3564-nucleotide messenger RNA. Its product is annotated as patatin-like protein 6. The record is from RefSeq and is a predicted model, not a curated record. Gene Ontology annotation, biological process: lipid metabolic process. Lineage: Eukaryota; Viridiplantae; Streptophyta; Magnoliopsida; Brassicales; Caricaceae.